This is a messenger RNA of Vicia faba (fava bean), 831 nucleotides long. The record is from the annotation of a GenBank genome assembly. NCBI's taxonomy places the organism in Eukaryota, Viridiplantae, Streptophyta, Magnoliopsida, Fabales, Fabaceae.
AUGAUUGCUCUUUAUGAAUGGAACAAAGCCUCGAUAGGUAAAUUGCUUUGGGACUUGAAUGCUAAGAAAGAUAGAAUGUGGAUAACAUGGAUUCACCAUUUUUAUAUGAAAGGUACGAAUUGUAUUGAUUAUAUCCCUCCUACCCAUGCCUCUUGGAUUGUGAAAGCGAUAUUUAAACACAAGGAGGAAUUGAUGAACUCGACGGUUUGGGAUGUAUUCCGGAGUAGGGGCGGUUAUUGUACAAGAGAUAUGUACAAGUUGCUUAGGGGGGUGAGACCCAAAGUUAGGUGGAAAAAGGUUAUCCUGGGUAAUUGUGCUCGUCCUAGGGACACUUUCAUCACUUGGAUAGAAUUCCUAGGUAGACUGCCUACUAAGGAUAGGUUGCGCAGAUUUGGUAUCCAAAAUGAUGGUUUGUGCGUGUUUUGCGGAACGAAUGAGGAUAUUCAACAUGUCCUUUUUGAAUGUGACUUUGCGAUAAAUAUUUGGAACCAAGUUUUAGAUAGAGAUGAGAAGUACCGUUGGGCUACCAAUGGGGUGAUGGGGAUGGAUUGGAUCAUUAGCAAUACUAAAGGAAAAAGUAUGAAGUGUAGGAAAGCUAAAUUGAUUGUUGCGAAAACCAUUUAUAGUAUUUGGACUACCCAUAAUAUGAUUAUAUUUCAGAAUCAUACUAAAGAUUUUUUCCAAUUGGGGGAGUUAAAAGUUGUUGCUCCAUGGUGCAAGAAGCUUAUUGAAAAUGGACAUGGUGAUGUUUGGUAUGGCUAUCCUCCAGUAGUUUGUGAUGAAGGAGACGAUGACGACGAUGGUGGUUAUGAUUAUGCUCCAGCAGCAUAA